Molecule: messenger RNA, 5616 nt
Organism: Acanthochromis polyacanthus (spiny chromis)
Lineage: Eukaryota; Metazoa; Chordata; Actinopteri; Pomacentridae
Gene: trappc10
Product: trafficking protein particle complex subunit 10
Exons: 23
Coding region: 127-3921 (1264 amino acids)
Biological process (GO): early endosome to Golgi transport; intra-Golgi vesicle-mediated transport
Cellular component (GO): TRAPPII protein complex
Molecular function (GO): protein binding
Source: RefSeq, a predicted model, not a curated record
CGCACUUCCCGGAAGAGCCGCGGGGACACAGGCCCCAUCGCUACAACAGAACUGCAUACAGAAGCACUUACUGAUAAUACUGCUCUGUUUGGAUGUCAGUUUCAUGGAGUACCGCCGCUAACACAUAUGGAGUGUCAAGAGGAAAAGCCAAUCAUCUAUACCAUGGAGAACAAGCCGAUUGUAACAUGUGCUGGAGAUCAGGGCUUGUUCACGUCUCUGUAUACGUCUUUGGCUCAGCAACUUCCCAGGGAGCCGAUGGAGUGGAGGAGGACUUACGGCCGAGCACCAAAAAUGAUCCACCUUGAAGCUAAUUUUGUUCAGUUUAAAGAUGAGCUGCUCCCCAAGGAGGGCAACAAGGCUCUGCUCACCUUCCCCUUCCUGCACAUCUACUGGACGGACUGCUGUGAUACGGAGGUGUAUAAGAGCACGGUGAAGGAGGACAUGAUGCGCUGGCAGAACAGCCUGAGGACCCACGGCUCGGCAGACUGGGUCAUCAUCGUCGUGGAGACCAACGAUACCAAGAAGAAGAACAAGACGAACAUCCUGCCUCGGUCGUCCAUCGUGGACAAGAUCCGCAGCGACUUCUGCAACAAGCAGAACGACAGGUGCGUGGUUCUGUCGGAUCCUCUCAAGGACUCGUCUCGGUCUCAGGAAUCCUGGAAUUCCUUACUCCUCAAGCUGCGGACUCUCCUCCUCAUGUCCUUCACCAAGAACCUGGGCCGCUUCGAAGACGACAUGCGGACGCUCCGAGAGAAGCGAACCCAGCCUGGAUGGAGCUUCUGUGAAUACUUCAUGGUCCAGGAGGAGCUGGCCUUUGUUUUUGAGAUGCUGCAGCAGUUUGAGGAUGCCUUGGUCCAGUAUGAUGAACUAGAUGCUCUUUUUACCCAGUACGUCCUUAACUUUGGAGCUGGAGACACGGCGAACUGGCUCGGCUCGUUCUGCGCUCCGGUGCGGAGCUGGAGCGGUUUGCUGCUUCGGCGGCCCAUCGACAUGGAGAAGCGGGAUGGGAUCCAGCGUGGAGAGGCCAGCCUGCUGGACCUGAGGAGCUACCUGUUCUCUCGCCAGUGCACUUUACUCAUCUUCCUCCAGAGACCCUGGGAAGUCACCCAGAGAGCUCUGGAGCUGCUCCACAACUGUGUCCAGGAGCUACGACUGCUGGAGGUGUCGGUGCUCGAUGGAGCUCUGGACUGUUGGGUGUUUCUCAGCUGCCUGGAGGUUCUGCACAGGAUCGAGGGCUGCUGUGAUCAGGCCCAGUUAGCUGCCAACUGCUCCCAUACUGUCGGCCUCUGGGCUUACGCUACAGACAAGCUGAAGUGUCUGGGGGAACUCUGUGGCCUGGUGUCAGAGAAGGGACCCACAUCUGAGGACCUGAACAGGACCGUGGAUCUGCUGGCCGGACUGGGAGACGAGAGGCCAGAGACUGUCAACAGUUUGCAGAGCCCGUACAAGAAGCUGAAAGAAGCUUUGUCGUCUGUAGAAGCUUUUGAAAGGCACUACCUUGAACUCUCUCAUGCUGCUAUGGAAAUGUACCGCGCCAUCAGCCGGCUGAGGUCUGCCCGUCUGGUGGGAAAAAGCCUGGCUGAGUUCUACAUGAGGAAGGGGGACCCCGAGCGAGCAGAAAGCUUUCUGCAGGAAGCUCUAAAGUCUUACGUGUCAGAGGGCUGGAGCCUCCCCGUGACUCACACCAGGAGACAGAUCGCCGAGUGUCAGAAGCUGCUGGGCAGAACUGAAGACUACUUGCAGACCAGUGCCUUGUUGGCAGGUGAUUUGAAUCUGACCACGGAGGAGAGGAAGCACUUUUGUCAGGAAAUUCUGAGCUUUGCUGGAAAGACUGGAGACAAGUCCCACAAAGUUUCUCUGAGCAUGAGUGUUUUCACUCAGCUCACACGGCUCCAGUUCCAUCCAGCGACGGCCUCGGUGCACUCUGGAGCCAUCCUGCAGGUGGAGCUCACGCUGCGAUGUCUGAUGCCCGUGUCGGUGCGCGUCCAGCAGCUAGCUGCUAGCAUUCACUUUGACGUGGAUCACGGAGGGACUCACGGACGAUCUAAGGGAGCUCAGAGACAAACGAAUCCAGGGACAGUAGAGUUUAUCCAGAGUAGCUCCUCAGCAGGGCCUCCCUCCUCCUCCAACGCCGGCCCUUCGUUAGAGCUGGAUGAGAUUCAGGACAGGAGUCCUUCGGACAAUUCUCUCAACUCUACAGGAGUGGUUUGUAAAAACACUCACCUGGUCAUGCGUCGCCAUGACAGCAGUUCACCACCGGAUACGCCGAACUGUGUCAGCCCUCCUACUGUCACCAUGAAGGAAGGAGCCCAGAUGCUGAAGGUGCAGGAUGUAACGUUAGAGCCUGGAAACAACAGCAUCACAUUCACGGCACCAAGUGGACAACCAGGUACGUACACGUUACGUCAGCUCUGCGCCACAGUUGGGGAGGUGCAGUUUGUCCUGCCUCAUAUCUACCCGUCGGUCCAGUAUGAAGUGUAUUCUCAGGAGCCCCAGCUCACCGUGGAGCCUCUCUCAGAGCCGCUGUUAGCCGGCCUGCCUCAGAUGGUGAAGUUUACUCUGCUGACGGGUCACUACGCUGUGAAGAAGGGAGACGCUCUGCAGCUCAGCAACACCGACACCAUGCCCAUCCUGCCCUCCAGCAGCUGCAGCGCCCGCAUCAGCAGCCCCACCGCCGAGCUGGUGGGUGAGAGCGUCCUGUCCAUCCAGUCGUCUGAGAAGGUGACCAGCAUCUCCCUCCCUCCCACUCCUCCCUACCACACUCUGGAGUUCCAGCUGGAGGUUCUGUGCAUCAUCCCGUCCGGGUCGGAGCGGCCCGCCAACGAGAGGCUGACCAACGGGGAGGUGCGCCAUCGACCACGAAGCUACAGCCAUCCUGACACGCCCAUGACCGCCAUCGACCAGAGGAUGUCUAUCGACUGUCCGUGGUCGAUCUACUCCACGCUGCUCGCCCUCACCUUCUACAUCCCCUUCAAGACCAAACACUCGCUGCUUUCUGCUGGGAACAGGAAGUACGUCCAGGUGUGUGUGCAGAACGUGUCGGACGUGAACUUUACGCUGGCAGAAGUGAAGCUGACAGAGAAGCAACAUGCAUCGCUGGAGCUACAAUCCCUCAACACUAAAACACAGCAGCUCCUGUGCAGUAAGCACAGUGUGUUCUGUCUGUGGGAGGUGAGGUGGAAGGAUGACCUGCCCUCCUGUCUCCAGUGUGUUUUCUCUGCCAACUUUUCUCCUCUCAACCAAGACGUCUCCGCCUUCAAACCCUUCCACUACCAGUUCCAGUUCGAGAGAGUCACUACGUUGUACAGUGUGAGAGCAGAGAUCCUUCCUCCCACCGGUGAGCAGCACUGUCGCUCAGGUUUCCUCUGCGGACUGGAGGUCUGCAUAACACGACUGACUGAGCCAGCAGAGGGAGAGCUGGCAGAGGACAGCAAGACCGACACCGAUGGCCUCAAAACCACCAAACUCAUGUAUGAAGUGGCUGACAGCAGCAGUAACUGGGCGGUGUGUGGGAAGAGCUCAGGGAUGGUGUCCAUGCCCAUGACGGCCAAUGCCACCCACAAGGUGCAGAUCGAGGUGAUGCCGCUGUUCGCAGGACAUCUGCCCUUCCCCAAGAUCAAGGUGCUGAAGUACCUGCCUCACACCGCAGCCGUGGCCAUUCAGCCGGACCCCGACAGCUGCGUGGAGAACGACAGUCUGUCCCUGCUGGACAAGACGCUGGACGACCAGGCCGACACGGCGAGCAUCCGUAGCCGGGGCAGCGUCCACUCGGUGGGCAGCGGCGACCAGCAGCAGAAGGGCGUGGCCAUGCCCCGCUUGGAGCCCUUCAGCCCCGGACAGGUGUUCAACCACACCCAGGCCCGCCAGGUGCUGGUGCUGCCCUCCACCGACGACCACAUCAUGGAGGUCAACGCCACAUGACCCUGGUGGCCACAUCGGCCCAACCCCUGUAGUCGGACUGAACCCGGGCCCCGGGUGGACUCUAAGGAGCUCUGGGGCCGAGCGGGUCCAUGAGUCCGCUAUGGACUCAGCCCUUAAAGCAUGAAACGUUCACAUCACUGGAGACGUUACGGACUGAGACGGUGACGAUCCAAUGACAUCUGCUGAUAAAUUUAAAUAAAGAGUUUUCUUUGCCAUACUUUGUACAUAGCUCAUUGAAUGGAUUUAUAGCUAUAAAUAUAUAAAUAUAUAUAUGGACUGAUCGAUCGGAUCGGCGCCUGAAGAAAAACACUCCUGAUUGUCCCGUUGAUGCACCAAAGCCCCGGAUGUGUGUCCGCCUCCAUCAGCUGCUCCAGUACUCUAACUCUGAGUGUCCAGCUGGAAGCUCUGAGCCUCUGCAGGCACGUUUAGAACUGAGACUUCAACGAAACACGCUGCUGUUUUAAUGUGAAAACCAGACAAACGUCACUGCAGCUUCUUACUAGGGCAUCCUGAGAGGGUUUUCUGUCCUGCCAGUGCAACAAAGAAACAUCCAGGUGUACGUUGAAGUAGGAUUUUAAUUCAGAGAGACGACAGGGAAGAAACCAGUGCACCAUCUGGUCGUCUUCUCUGCUGAGUUUCUGCAAUUUGUUGCCUGAAAAUGAUCCGUAGAACCUCAGCGUGUUCUUCCCCGCACAGAUGUAGGACGGAGAACAGAUCAGAGCUCUGAGGUGCUGCAGUGAAGAAAUGAGCAGAUUGUCUCAUGUAAGAAACCGUGGUGGUUUAGUCUUAGAAGUGAGAUCGUUAAUGACCCUCUUCAACACACAAACCGUCCUGAAAGGUGAAAUAAUGUGCAGCGUCGUCCUGGAAUAUCGCCGUUUUCAGGCACUUCAAGUUGUAAUGUCGUCGUGUGCGGUGGAGUCGCCUUCUUUUGCAGUUUUUAACCGUAUAAAAGGAGCUCAAAAUGGAUCUUUCUACUUUUAAACUAAUGUUGGUGCUCAUUAAUCACACGCUCUGUCCAAAGUUUAUACGAUUUCCUCACUGAUGAAUAGAAUCACUUCAUUUUCGGCCUUUUUUUACUUGACAAAAAUAAAAUGAUUAGCGGUAACAUUUUAAAAAAAAAAGUGGUGGAGUUCCCGUGACACCCUGGUGAAGAUGUAUGUUGCUCUACAGUUUUUUUUAAAGGUAUUUUUGCACUUGCAGGACAGAAAAGUAAAAGUGAACCUCUCAGAUAUGAAGCCAGCGCUGCCUGGAGAGGCUCGGCCGAGUGUAGCGGUGUGUGUCGUGUUUCUGUCCAGCUGUAGUUGUGUGUGAUUCUUCUCCUCGAGGAUCGGCACGUCGUUGUCUUCUCUGUCGUCGGUGGAUUGUUCAUGCUGUGUACCGAGUGUGCAUAUUUAUUUUGUGUGUGUGUUUGGGGUGUGUGUGCGUCGCCAAAUCCCUGUCCGAGCUAUGCACACAUACCGCUGAAUGGAUGAAUGAAGUAAAUUAGUGGAUUUAUUCCUUCAUUUUUUGAGGAUGAAUGUCGCUAACCCCCUCCUCCUCCACCACCACCACCAGCCCUCCUGUCCUCCCCCCGGUGCAGACACACAGCCUCCUCUUCCUCCUCCUCCUCUGUACAUACUGAUGUGUAAAUAAUGAUUGAAAUAAAAAUCAUCUUUGAUUGCCAACUAUAUUAAAAAAAAAAAUCAUUGGAAGUGA